CCGCCGCUGAGCCGCCCUUCUGUAAAAAGCAAAACUCCAAAAGCUUUUCCCGCUGAAGUGACAGAGCUCAGUCGGGCUGUGACCUCUCACCCGUGGGGUCGGAGGUGACCGGCAAGAUGGCGGCGGCUGCGGAAGGACCACGGCGGGCGCGCUGCUGAGGGAGACCCGCGGGGCCGACCCUGCCCCGGGCCCGGCCCGCCCGACCCUCCGCACCUUUCCCGGCUCUCAGCGGGCGGCGCAGCCCCAGCCGGCGCUCCCCGGAGCGCGGACCCCGGUGCCUGCCCGGCCGUCCUGGCCACGGCCGUCCUGGUUCCGUGGCUCCCGCCGCCACUGCCCGCUGAGCCGGUUGUUUUCCUUAGUUGCCGCGGAGAGGAAGCGCCUCUGGACUGGUUCCGUGAUCACAGCGGAUAGAAGGGCUGCGUGUGCACCCGUAGAAGGUUAUAGAUAAACGCUGCGUGGUGGUGCUGUAACGAUGGUGCUCACUCGAGCUGAAGAUUCCUGGCUGCUGGGGGUCGCACAUCCGCUGAGGAGAUGAGUGAUCAAGUACGGCCUGACGCGGGGAAAAAUCGAAGGACCCGUUGAGUGAGGAUGAUGUUGAUGCCAGUCUGACGGUCAGCAGUGUGUGUUUAGUGCUGCGGUUCAGGAUGAAUAGGAAGAAAGGAGACAAAGGAUUUGAAAGUCCAAGACCCUAUAAAUUAACUCAUCAGGUAGUUUGUAUCAACAACAUAAACUUUCAGAGAAAGUCUGUUGUAGGUUAUGUGGAACUGACAAUAUUUCCCACAGUUGCAAACCUGAACAGAAUCAAGCUGAACAGUAAACAGUGCCGCAUUUACAGAGUGAGAGUCAAUGAUUUAGAGGCAGCUUUCAUCUAUAACGAUCCAACGCUGGAGGUCUGUCACCAUGAGUCAAAGCAGAGGAAUCUCAACUAUUUCUCCAAUGCCUAUGCUGCCGCUGUCAGUGCUGUGGACCCAGAUGCUGGAAAUGGAGAACUCUGCAUUAAGGUUCCCUCGGAGCUGUGGAAACAUGUUGAUGAGUUAAAGGUCCUGAAGGUGCAUAUAAACUUUUCUCUGGAUCAGCCAAAAGGAGGCCUUCAUUUUGUGGUACCCAACAUGGAGGGCAACAUGGCAGAAAGAGGGGCUCAUGUUUUUUCAUGUGGUUAUCAAAAUUCUACAAGAUUUUGGUUUCCUUGUGUGGAUUCGUAUUCUGAGUUGUGUACCUGGAAACUUGAGUAUACUGUAGAUGCUGCAAUGGUGGCUGUUUCAAACGGAGAUUUGGUGGAAACUGUAUACACCCAUGAUAUGAGAAAGAAGACUUUUCAUUACAUGCUGACUAUUCCAACUGCAGCUUCUAACAUCUCUUUGGCAAUUGGACCUUUUGAAAUCCUUGUUGAUCCAUACAUGCAUGAGGUGACUCACUUUUGCUUACCACAACUUCUCCCUUUGCUCAAACAUACCACGUCAUACCUUCAUGAGGUGUUUGAAUUUUAUGAGGAGAUUCUUACCUGCCGCUAUCCUUACUCCUGUUUCAAGACUGUUUUUAUAGAUGAAGCUUAUGUUGAAGUAGCUGCUUAUGCAUCCAUGAGUAUUUUCAGCACAAAUCUCUUGCACAGUGCAAUGAUUAUAGAUGAAACUCCACUGACAAGGAGAUGCUUGGCACAGGCCCUGGCCCAGCAAUUCUUUGGAUGUUUCAUAUCCAGAAUGUCCUGGUCAGAUGAAUGGGUGCUGAAGGGAAUCUCUGGUUACAUUUAUGGCCUUUGGAUGAAAAAAACCUUUGGUGUUAAUGAAUAUCGCCACUGGAUUAAGCAGGAGUUAGAUCAAAUUGUGGCAUAUGAACUGAAGACUGGAGGAGUUUUACUGCAUCCAAUAUUCGGAGGAGGAAAAGAGAAAGACAAUCCUGCUUCACAUCUACAUUUUUCUAUCAAACACCCUCAUACACUGUCCUGGGAGUAUUACACUAUGUUCCAGUGUAAAGCACAUCUCGUUAUGAGACUGAUUGAGAACAGAAUUAGCAUGGAGUUCAUGUUACAGGUUUUCAACAAAUUGUUGAGUCUGGCCAGUACUGCUUCAUCUCAGAAGUUCCAGUCACACAUGUGGAGUCAGAUGUUGGUUUCCACAUCUGGGUUUUUGAAAUCUAUCUCAAAUGUCUCAGGCAAAGACAUCCAACCUUUAAUAAAGCAGUGGGUGGAUCAGAGUGGAGUGGUAAAAUUUUAUGGCAGCUUUGCAUUUAAUAGAAAACGGAAUGUGUUGGAAUUGGAAAUAAAACAAGAUUACACAUCUCCUGGGACACAGAAAUAUGUGGGUCCUCUUAAAGUGACAGUGCAAGAACUUGAUGGCUCAUUCAACCAUACAUUGCAGAUUGAAGAAAACAGCCUUAAACAUGAUAUACCUUGCCACUCUAAAAGCAGAAGAAAUAAGAAGAAAAAGAUUCCACUAAUGAAUGGAGAAGAGGUGGAUAUGGACCUUUCUGCUAUGGAUGCCGAUUCCCCCUUGCUCUGGAUAAGGAUAGAUCCCGAUAUGUCGGUACUGAGAAAGGUGGAGUUUGAACAGUCUGAUUUCAUGUGGCAGUAUCAGCUGCGAUAUGAGAGAGAUGUGGUGGCACAAGAAGAAGCUAUUCUGGCAUUGGAAAAGUUCCCUACUCCGGCAUCCCGGCUUGCACUGACUGACAUCCUGGAACAGGAGCAAUGUUUCUACCGGGUGAGAAUGCUGGCCUGCUUCUGCCUUGCAAAGAUUGCAAAUUCCAUGGUAAGUACGUGGACAGGACCACCAGCGAUGAAGUCACUCUUUACCCGAAUGUUUUGUUGUAAGACUUGUCCAAACAUUGUGAAGACCAACAACUUCAUGAAUUUUCAGAGCUACUUUCUUCAAAAGACUAUGCCUGUUGCCAUGGCCCUUCUGAGAGAUGUUCACAACCUUUGUCCUAAGGAAGUUUUAAUGUUUAUUUUGGAUUUAAUCAAGUAUAAUGAUAACAGGAAGAAUAAGUUUUCAGACAACUACUAUCGUGCUGAGCUCAUUGAUGCCCUAGCCAAUUCUGUGACUCCUGCAGUCAGUGUGAACAAUGAAGUUCGAACAUUGGAUAACCUAAAUCCUGAUGUACGACUUAUUCUUGAAGAAAUUACACGUUUUCUGAAUAUGGAGAAGCUUCUUCCCAGUUACAGACAUACUAUCACAGUCAGCUGUUUAAAAGCUAUUCGAGUGCUUCAGAAGAAUGGUCAUGUCCCAAGUGAUCCUGCUCUCUUCAAGUCGUACGCAGAGUACGGGCACUUCGUCGAUGUCCGAAUAGCAGCACUGGAGGCUGUUGUUGAUUACACAAAAGUUGACAGGAGCUAUGAAGAAUUACAGUGGCUACUCAGUAUGGUUCAGAGUGAUCCUGUACCCUACAUAAGGCAUAAGAUUUUGGAUAUGCUGACUAAGAAUCCACCUUUCACCAAGAAUAUGGAGUCCCCCUUAUGUAAUGAAGCUUUGGUAGAUCAGCUUUGGAAACUGAUGAAUUCAGGAACUUCACAUGACUGGCGAUUACGAUGUGGUGCUGUGGACCUCUAUUUCACUCUCUUUGGCCUCAGCAGACCUUCCUGUUUACCAUUACCAGAACUUGGACUCGUUCUUAACCUGAAAGAAAAGAAGGCUGUACUCAAUCCCACAAUUAUCCCCGAAUCAGUUGCAAAUAAUCAGGAACCUGUGAUCAGUACUAAUAAUCAUGGACAGUCAGUAGGAUUUCAGAACACCGAGGAUGAUCAUCUUAUUAAGGAAACAGCAUCCAGCAUUUCUGGUCAUCAGCAGGGGGUGAAGAGGAAGGCUGAUAUGCCACUCGGGUCUCCAUUGGAGCCAGGGCAAAUACUAGAGAAGAAUGAAGACAGUAAAGUCAAACUCAAAAUCAGAUUCUCAAACUCUCAAGAGGAAGAGGAAAUUGAUAUGGACACAGUUCAUGACAGCCAAGCCUUCAUUUACCAUCAUUUGAAUAUGCUGGAGAGACCAUCCACACCAGGUAAGGAACAGUCUUCAGGAGAGAUAAACAUGCACCCUGUCUCAGCAGCUCCACUCUCUGUGUUUAGUAAAGAAUCAAACUCCUCAAAACACAGUGAUCACCAUCACCAUCACCACCAUGAGCACAAGAAAAAGAAGAAGAAACACAAGCAUAAGCAUAAACAUAAACAUAAACAUGAUACUAAAGAGAAGGAAAAGGAUCCCUUUGUUUUCUCUAACAGUCCAGCCAGCGCACGAUCAAUCCGUUCCCCAUCACUUUCAGACUGAUACCAAUGGCUUCUCUGGAGUUCAACUUGCAAUAUUCUUGGAGUGCUUAGAAGGAUGUACAUAACUAUAGCUUCUAACUUUUUUUAUGGAACUAAGAAUAUGUGAAUUGCCUUAGCAAUUCAGAAGCUCUGCCACCUUUGAAGCCUUCUUUUUGCAUAUGUGGUUGUUGAAAUCUGAUUCAGAAAAUACGGUUUAUGAUUCUGACUCAUUUUUGUAUUUCACUGUUCUCUACACCUCCCACUCUUUUUUCCAUUUUAAACAAAGAAAACAGCCCUUUAUGUAAGGGCCCCAUGUCCACUGGCAGCCCCCUGCACAUCACGCUUACCAUGUGUAUUGCCAGAAUCAAUUAUGGUUUAAUCCUUUGAAGAAUGUUAGAGGCAGAGUAUGUUUUAAGCAGAAGCCAGUUGCCAGGCCUUUGGUGACAGACUGUUUCCAGAGCAGUAUUGUAUAACUAAAUGUAGAUCUACUCAAAAGACAGGGAUUUUCUUUAGUCUUCAGAUGACCUGUUUCUUGCUUUAACCAUUGCAACGUAAUGUCAGACUUCUAAAAGAACAGUAUGUAGAGCAUUUGCAUUUUUCAGAUACUAAAACUUUGAAAAAUUCCAGGCUGCUUUUAAGCUGGCGGUAUUUAUUAUGGACAUGAGCCUUUGAAUAUGAUUAAAUUCUGCAAUUGUUUUUGGAAUUUUAGCAAAAUGCGUAAUGUAUGUUUUGUCCUGUAAUCAGGCUUUUAAAAAUCCAAUAAAGUUUGCGAAUUAUUUUGACAGAGGCAGAAUUUUUUCUUCAAGAUUGCAUUGGAAUAUGCUUUUGAAAGAUGUUUGCUAAAAUAUAAAAAAAAUUCUGAAAAGUUUAAAAAUUAAAAUAUUGGAAAAUACGUAUUUCUUCCUCCUGAGGGGUGGUUUGUUUGAAAGCAAGAUCAGCUCAUGGAUCCACAGGAGAAAUAUAUCAGUAGAUUCAGCUAGGUCUGGGACUUGGAAUGAUGGAUACACUUAAAUUUCUUUAGCUGUGUUUUAUGCAGUAUGGUAUUUACACCUAGGAAGUGUUUUAUUUAAAAACUUAAUUUUUAAAAGGUUUUAAUAAUAGAGAGAAAUAAUCUCUGCCACUUCUUACCUAUUUUCUUUCUAUGUGUGUAGAGGCAGUGUUUUAUUUCCAUAUACUGGUUAGCUUCUGUUGCCCAGAGUCCACAUAGCAUUCUUAUAAGAUGGUUCUGUUUGGGUUAAAUAUUUUUUUUUAAUCAAUUUUCAUGAGAGACUGAUUCUCCUUCUUAGAGCAAAGAGAGAAGGUUCAAGAGGGACCCAAGAAGACUUUUUUUUAAGCCAUAUUCUGUUCUAUGAAAGUUAAUAAAUACUUUUUUAU
This is a messenger RNA of Parus major (Great Tit), 5599 nucleotides long. RefSeq names its product TATA-box binding protein associated factor 2 (gene TAF2). Gene Ontology annotation, cellular component: transcription factor TFIID complex. The record is from RefSeq and is a predicted model, not a curated record. The transcript has 26 exons. Gene Ontology annotation, molecular function: RNA polymerase II general transcription initiation factor activity; chromatin binding; transcription cis-regulatory region binding. The coding region runs from base 645 to 4247 and encodes 1200 amino acids. Gene Ontology annotation, biological process: transcription initiation at RNA polymerase II promoter. NCBI's taxonomy places the organism in Eukaryota, Metazoa, Chordata, Aves, Passeriformes, Paridae.